GCGCCCACCGUGCCCGUGAUUGGCUGCGCCUCCCCCACGUGACGCGGAGCAGGCGGUGGCGGUUGCCGGGGCGACGGCUGGAGAGUCGGCGGCCCGGCGGGGAGGGCGCGGUUCCCCGCGGCAGAGCCCCAGAGAUUUUUGCUGAGAAUUAACAGUAACCUUUCAAUAUGGGGGAUAUCCUGGCUCAUGAAUCCGAAUUGCUUGGACUAGUGAAAGAGUAUUUAGAUUUUGCUGAAUUUGAAGACACCUUGAAAACAUUUUCAAAAGAAUGCAAAAUGAAGGGAAAAGCAUUACCUAAAACAGCCCGUCGCUCUUUAAGGGACUCCAAAUCAUCGAUAAUCCAGAAGGACCUCAUUGCUGCGUUUGACGACGGAGCCCAGAAAGUGUUCUUCGAUUUGUGGGAAGAGCACAUUCCCAGCUCCAUCCGGGAUGGUGACUCCUUUGCCCAGAAGUUGGAGUUCUACCUUCACAUCCAUUUUGCCAUCUAUCUUCUGAAGCGCUCCGUGCGGAGACCUGACAAAGAGGAAUUGGAUGAAAGGAUUUCUUAUUUCAAAACCUACCUGGAGAGCAAAGGGGCAGCACUGAGCCAGACCACUGAGUUCCUCCCUUUCUAUGCGCUGCCGUUUGUGCCAAACCCGAUGGUGCACCCGUCCUUUAAAGAGCUCUUCCAGGAUUCUUGGAGUCCAGAAUUGAAGUUGAAGUUGGAAAAGUUUCUAGCUUUAAUUUUUAAAGCCAGUAACACGCCAAAGCUUUUAACAUUAUAUAAGGAGAAUGGACAAAGUCACAAAGAAAUGUUGCAGCAGCUCCACCAGCAGCUGCUAGAAGCUGAGCGAAGGUCAAUGACAUACCUGAAACGAUACAAUAAGAUCCAGGCAGACUACCACAACCUCAUCGGAGUCACGGCAGAGCUGGUGGAUUCUCUGGAGGCCACGGUCAGUGGCAAGAUGAUCACUCCUGAGUACCUGCAGAGCGUCUGCAUUCGCCUCUUCAGUAACCAGAUGCGGCAGAGCCUGGCGCACAGCGUGGACUUCACGAGGCCUGGGACGCAAUGGAAAAAAUAUCCCCAGGCUUCAACCAUGUUAAGAGCCUCCUUGGCACCCAUGAAACUGAAGGAUGUCCCACUGCUGCCCUCCUUGGAUUAUGAGAAACUGAAGAGGGAUUUGAUUUUGGGGAGCGACCGCUUGAAAGCUUUCUUGCUGCAGGCUCUGCGCUGGCGCUUGACCACAUCCCUUCCAGGAGAGCAGAGGGAGACCGUGCUGCAAGCCUACAUCAGCAAUGACCUCUUGGACUGCCAUGGCCACAGCCAGAGGAGCGUGCUGCAGCUGCUGCACGGGAGGAGCGACGUGGUGCGCCAGUACAUGGCCAGGCUCAUCAACGCCAUCGCGUCCCUGGCAGAAGGUCGUCUCUACCUUGCCCAGAGCACAAAGGUGCUGCGGAUGCUGGAGGAGAGGCUGAAGGAGGAAGACAAGGACGUCAUCACCAGGGAAAAUGUGCUCGGGGCCUUGCAGAAGUUCAGUCUCAGGCGCCCGCUGCAGACAGCCAUGAUUCAGGAUGGCCUCAUCUUCUGGCUGAUCGACAUUCUGAAGGAGCCCGAUUGCCUGUCCGACUACACGCUGGAGUACUCGGUGGCCCUGCUCAUGAACCUCUGCCUCCGGAGUGCAGGGAAGAACAUGUGUGCCUCGGUGGCAGGCCUCGUGCUGAAAGUCCUUUCGGAUCUGCUGGGCCAUGAAAACCACGAGAUACAGCCGUAUGUGAAUGGAGCGCUGUACAGCAUCCUCUCUAUCCCGUCCGUUCGUGAGGAAGCGAGAGCGAUGGGAAUGGAGGACAUCCUUCGCUGCUUCAUGAAAGAAGGCAACGCUGAAAUGGUCCGCCAGAUCGAAUUCAUCAUCAAACAGCUUAAUUCAGAAGAGUUCCCGGAUGGUGGUGUUGAAUCUGAUGAUGAUGAAGAUGAAGAUGAUGAAGAGGACCAUGACACCAUGGAAGCCGAUCUGGACAAAGACGAACUGAUCCAGCCCCAGCUCGGCGAACUCUCAGGCGAGAAGCUUCUGACCACGGAGUACUUGGGAAUCAUGACCAACACGGGGAAGACGAGGCGGAAGGGGAUGGCCGGGGUGCAGUGGGGCGGCGAUGAGCCCCUGCGCAGGCCAGUCACCCCCAGCGGCCACAGGCACGGAUACCCAGCGCUGGAAGACCAUCCCGUAUCCCCCCAGAUAUCCCAACAUGCCAGAAACCGCUGCCUCCAGUCCCCGCCUACGGCCCACCUUCCAGUCUGCCAGGCCGGCGAGCCUGGAGCUUCGGAGCCUUGUGUUUCGACCUCAUCCUCCAGAGCCGCCAAGCCAGAGGAGUGGCUGCCAGGAGGACAUCAGGGAGAGCCUCGCCUGCCCCCGGCAGGGGCCCCCAGCCACUCGAGGGAGGUGCCCUGGGCCCUGAGCAGCGGAGAAACCACCAGGGAAUUUUCAUCAGCCUUUGCCUACAAGCCCCGGACCCCCUGUACCCCGGAGAUCCUGGACCUGUACCCACCCAAGGCCCAGGCGUCAGCCCUGACCCCUCAGUUCUCCUCACGUGGCCCCCAGCCGGCCAGCCGCCCUGGCUCCACUGCGUCCUCCACUGCGUCCUCCACGUCGUCCACGUCGUCCACGCGGGGCCUGCAGAGCAGCCAGUCUCACAGGAAGUGAGGAUGGUUUCUUCCCAGCUCCCAGUGCCUCUGCAGGACCAGCCAGCUUCCUGCGCUCCGCCGGCCAGCAGCUGCAGGUGACAGUUGUCUAUGAGCCACUGAAGCUUGGGGAACUGGGGGGUGGACAGCUCUCCUGACGGCCCAAAAGCAAGCCUCCCACAGCCCCGUGACCCAGGCUCCUUUCUGCUCCUGGCUCAGCCGGACAAGGAGGGCUGGGGAGGUCCUGUCGCUGUCCUUCCCGGGUCGUCCUGCACACACAGAGGAGAGGGCUUUGCAGGCACAUUGCCGGGGAGACAGCGCAAGUCAGAUCAGCGAGCAGGUCCAUCUCAGAGCUUGUGUGGAGGCGCCCGGGACUCCACUGGAGCCAGGCCGUGGCCUCUGCAGAAACUGGCUCACCUCACCCGGACCAACUACAAUGAGGCAGCAGUGAUUUAGACUCAGAGAAACUCAUUCUCAAGCCAUAUGCCUGACAGCAGACUUGAUAGUCUCCUCCUCUCUUAGAAUCUGGUAAGAAUAGGUUUGUUCCCACCCAUGACUGGGAAUGUAGCUGAUCCAGAGCAGCCCUGCACUCUGCACACAUCGUCCCAAGGCUCCGAGGGUGGCCAGUCGGCCUGUCUCCUUACCUCCAAGACCAGAACCACAAACAGUUCCACCAGCAAAGUGACAGGUGCCCGUUGGGAGGCCUGUGACAUCAGGGCCCAUGUCUUAGGACAGGAAGGAAACUCCCCUGCAAAGCCAGCAAGGCCUGGGUAUGGGAAAUGAUACCCAAGCUAACAGCAGCUUCUGACCUCUCCUAAAAUAGAAAUAUUAAAAUAAAUUUGCCAGUAUUGAGAUGGGGUGUGUGUGUGUGUGUGUGUGAAUACAGUCACAUGUUCCCCCCAGGCUCUCCAUCCGCCCUGCAGUGGGGGCAUUGUUGUCUCACUGGACAUGAGUAAAGGAAAAGCACUGCACUUUUUCAGUGGCCUUCUGACCCCUCAGGGGAGCAGGCGAGAGGCCAGGUGACCCAUGAACUUGUCAGCGGUCGGAACCCUGGGUUAAUCUCAUGAGUUCUUGGCAGUGGCACCGGCUGGGCAUGACAGAACCUCGCGACCACAUCUCGAGUCUCUGGCGAUGUGUGAGCCCCUCUUCUUCCCGGGGCAGGAGCCGUGGAGAACACGCCUGCCUUCUGCGAAUGCCACCCUCCAGGCGUUCUCUGGAUUCCUGGCCUGACCUGAGGGGGAGAAAAAGAAAACACCAAUGCUUAUCUCCAGUGUUGCUGAUACAGGCAGACAGGAAGAGCCAGACUGAGUCCUGGAAGUGAAUCACGGUGCUGGACCGAUGCACGCAAUGGAAAACAUCUUCCCUGUUCUCCCAGUAAAUCUCCACUCAGAUUCCUGGGAUGCCACCGACUGGCACGGCCUUCCCCUGCCUGCGGUGGGAGCUGCCGACUCCGCCACCCGAGUGGAGUCAUCCUUCCCGCCCAGUGUCUCCCUGGCGUGAAGGCCGUUUCUCCCUCCCGCCUUCGGAUGAGCUAAAGUCUGAUUUGUAAAUGUCUGGCCAUUUCGAGAAAAGAAUCUAUUGUCUUUUAGAGAUGAGGGGAGUCUCUUACUCAGGUCAAGCUACACUGAGCUCAUCCGGUGUGGCUGGCUGGUUCUUCUGGGAAAGUAAAUAGUGCCCAGCCGCUGAGACACACACCUCCCGACGAGGCUCACAGCCAGGGGAGACUUUGUAAAAUAUCAGCAACGUACCCGUUGGCAUUCCGGCGGCUGCUGGCCUCACAGCGCUUGCUGGGACUGGAUUCGAGCAGAUCUAGGGGGACGGGGCCAUCAAAGGCAGGUUUCCUGCUAUUCCAAAGUAGAGCUUUCUGUGAAACCUUUUGAAAGCCAACGUGAAGAAACAAUUACCGUUAAUUAUAUGGAAAAGCUUUGGAGCGUUCUCAGACCCAAAAUUCAACACCCACAUGAAGUCCUUAUCUCAUUCACCACGACCAAAACACUUAAUUGCAUCCAGUUUUACACCAAGGGUAAAUUCUCCUCAGUUUGGUUUGUCGGGCGCCUUGGGACUGUGCUUGCUAACAGAUGCACAGAAUAAGCCGCGGUAAAGCCCAGGUGCUGGCCGGCCAGAGGUCAGAGCCGUGGCAGCCGGAUGCUGAGAUGCUGAGUGUGGUUCCCCGGGAAGAGCCUAUUGGGGCCUCUCUGCUGCUGGAGUGCAGCUGCCCCUAUGACUCCUGCCAGACAGUGAACCCUGUUUUCCCUGCUCUCAUUUUUUUUCUUUUCUUUUUAACAGUGAAAAUCCUCUUUGGAUUUCUAUUAGUGAAAACAGGUACAGGCAAAGGACUUCCUUAAAAUCGGACUUUGGAAAAGCUGGGGGUGCCUGCACAGGAAUAAACCAAAGGCUUCCCAGGUCAUCUGGAGACCUUAUCUGGCUCCCAGGAUCGGCCCCUGAAAGCCCCCGGGAGGAGUCUGUGGGGCUUUUGGGAAAUGGUGGGCCUGCUGGAAGGCCGGCUACUGGCCCCUCAUUUCUCCUGAGCAGGCAUUGAUCUCAUUUACUUCAUUCAGAGCAGCCAGAAAUGCCUGGAAAGAGCUUCUAUUACAAUCCUGGGUGAGACUAUAACAGAUAGAGGUUUGAGAUCCAGUCAGAUACCAGGGGUCACUCAGCAAAUUGGAAGGAUUUAGUCCAAAUCAAACUAGCUA
Molecule: messenger RNA, 5346 nt
Organism: Pipistrellus kuhlii (Kuhl's pipistrelle)
Lineage: Eukaryota; Metazoa; Chordata; Mammalia; Chiroptera; Vespertilionidae
Gene: ARMC9
Product: armadillo repeat containing 9
Exons: 26
Coding region: 168-2675 (835 amino acids)
Biological process (GO): cilium assembly
Cellular component (GO): ciliary basal body; centriole; ciliary tip
Molecular function (GO): protein binding
Source: RefSeq, a predicted model, not a curated record